Silurus meridionalis is the source of this 1950-nucleotide messenger RNA. It is a transcript of the gene ankrd31, whose product is annotated as ankyrin repeat domain 31. Lineage: Eukaryota; Metazoa; Chordata; Actinopteri; Siluriformes; Siluridae. The record is from RefSeq and is a predicted model, not a curated record. Gene Ontology annotation, molecular function: protein binding. The transcript has 11 exons. Gene Ontology annotation, cellular component: nucleoplasm. The coding region runs from base 246 to 1667 and encodes 473 amino acids.
GAUGAGUAUUGGAUGAGUAUUGGUUGACCUUUUUACACUCUCGCGCCACAGCUGCGCGACCCCGCCCGUCUGCCGUCCCACCAAUCAGCGCAGUGCCGUGCUCGCGCUCCGAAUAUUUUCGCGCGCGAGAGGUCGCGAGCUCGCUGAGGGCGCUGAGGAGGCAGGACGCCAACGUUCAAUAAAACCCAUUCAGUUAUAUUAAUAGAUUGUUGGUUGGUGAUUAAUUGACUGAUAAAUUGAUAAGCAUGGAAUUCGUUUUAGACCACGAAGAGGAAGUUACAACAGACCCGGAGACCGAAGAAGUAGAUGAAAAGUUUUAUAUGAAUAGGCUGUUGAUGUUGGAUACUGCAGGAAUACUGUCUACAUCCGGCCAUCAUUCUCCUCCUCUGUUAUCUUCUCACUGCGAAAUUUCGCCAGAGAUUGGACUUUUGGUCCACAAAGGAGUCAGAAUACCUGCUAGCAGCAGUCAGAUUAGUGCCAGCCCAUGCUCAUUAGGUCAGAGCAACACUGUUUGCAAGGAGGAUGAUGGGCCAGCAAAAAUAAAUCAGACAAAAGUGGGUCCGGUGACUCUGGAAACAUCUUCAAAAUCCAGAAGAAUCCAUACAAACAACAAACAACCUCAUCCCAACCCUACAACCUUAGUUGAACAUCCCGAACAUCCCGAACAUGGCACGUCACAGUGUGUCUGCAGUAAACAGAGCACUGUAGGCAGUCAGAGAAGUUUAAUAAAGUGCAAUGGCAGUCUUUCUAAAAGCAGGUCACAGGAGCCGGGGUGCAGAGAUUUAUCUUCUGAAAGAGUGGAGACUGUAAACAGUGCUGUGGUAUCUCAUAUGUCCACGAGAGGUCAGCAGACACCAGGAACAGGCUCUUGUGGUAGCACAGUUAAAAAACCAACAAGUGACAAACGAAAAGUCUCAAAAUUACGGAGCAUCCAUAAACGAAACAAAUUUGGAGAGACUCCCCUCCAUCUUGCUGUGAUGAAAGGAGAUCUUCAAUCUGUAAAAGACAUAAUUGAAGUUGGUGCCCGCGUCAACUUGGCGGAUAAUGCAGGCUGGACCCCACUUCAUGAGGCAGCAUUGGGACAUAAUUGCGCCAUUGCAGAAACUCUGCUUAAAGCUGGAGCCAAAGUGAAUUCUGUAGGAUAUGAAGGGAUUAUGCCUUUACACGAUGCAGUACUACUUGGGAACUUUAAGCUUGUUCAGUUGCUGUUAAAGUGGGGUGCUAAUCCAUUAUUGAAGAAUCAGAAGGGAGACAAUGCCAUAGACCUCUGUCAAGACAUGAGUAUGGAGAAACUACUGAGACAAUAUGCAUCUAAGCACUGUAGAAGGACAAGACAGUCUCCUGCAGUAGAUGCAGCUGAACUUUGUCAAACUGUUUGUCCAGACUCAGAGGAUUCAGCAAAAGUACAAGACAGUUCCUCUGCACAUUCUGAAGAAAGACAAUCGGGUCAAACUUUGCCCCAACUAAGAGACCAGACAAAAGAUUCAGAUAUUGAUGCCUCCUUAGCUGUUCAAGAGCGAGAGUCUAUGGGCUGUGACACCAUGUCUUGUCCAGACAGUGAUCAUGAUAGCGAUAUCACUGUGGAUUACACAGAGACUCGGUCAUCAUCACCUGAACACUGGGCUUUAAGUGCUACUCAGGAUUUCUUGGGAGCUAUAAACCGUUAGUAUGAUAAGAACUGCCUCUGUCAUCUGUAACCAAUGUCUACAUUUGUAGAAAUAACAUAUUGCAGUGGGUUGUUUAUGUGAAUGUGCAAUUGUUCGUUUUCAGGGUUGUUGUUGAAAUGUUUUCAAUGAUUUAAAUAAGAUAGCAAAACAGCAUAGGAUACGAUUAUGCAUUUGUGUUAGCUUUAUCAUUUGCUAGGGUCAGAUUUAGCUGCCAUUUCACAUGAUGCAUGCUGUCAUUUCUGUAAAUACAAGUUGCAAAAUAUAUGUUCAGUGUUCAGAAAAA